Molecule: messenger RNA, 1002 nt
Organism: Gastrolobium bilobum
Lineage: Eukaryota; Viridiplantae; Streptophyta; Magnoliopsida; Fabales; Fabaceae
Product: large ribosomal subunit protein uL1
Exons: 5
Coding region: 130-780 (216 amino acids)
Biological process (GO): translation
Cellular component (GO): large ribosomal subunit
Molecular function (GO): structural constituent of ribosome; RNA binding
Source: RefSeq, a predicted model, not a curated record
GUACCUUCUCUCAUCAGAGCUUUCAGCUAUUGGAUUUGUCUUCCUUCUCAGCUCGUAACCAUUGUUGUUUUCUUGUUUUGUGCAGAAUUAUUUUUUCACAGCUGAUUCGAAAAAGCCUAAGUUUCCAAUAUGAGUAAGCUUCAGAGUGAUGCUCUAAGAGAAGCUAUCUCAGGAAUCAUGGCUGAUUCCAAGGAGAAAAAUCGUAAAUUUGUUGAAACCAUUGAACUCCAGAUUGGGCUGAAAAACUAUGAUCCACAGAAGGAUAAGCGUUUUAGUGGCUCUGUCAAGUUGCCCCACAUCCCUCGCCCCAAAAUGAAAAUUUGCAUGCUCGGUGAUGCUCAACACGUUGAGGAGGCAGAGAAGAUAGGAUUGGACUACAUGGAUGUUGAAGCUUUGAAAAAGCUCAACAAAAAUAAGAAGCUGGUAAAAAAACUGGCUAAAAAAUACCAUGCCUUUUUAGCUUCUGAGGCAGUCAUAAAGCAGAUUCCCCGUCUUUUGGGUCCUGGUCUCAACAAGGCAGGGAAGUUUCCUACACUUGUCACUCACCAAGAAUCUCUUGAGUCAAAGGUUAAUGAGACUAAGGCCAUGGUAAAAUUUCAGCUAAAGAAGGUGCUCUGCAUGGGAGUAGCAGUGGGCAAUGUUAGCAUGGAAGAAAAGCAAAUCUUCCAAAAUGUGCAACUGAGCGUUAACUUCCUUGUCAGUUUGUUGAAAAAGAACUGGCAAAAUGUUAGAUGCUUGUAUCUGAAGAGCACCAUGGGGAAAUCUUACCGUGUAUUUUGAGGAAAUUUUUUUUCUUUCCAGUUCAGUGAAUUUGUAAUCGCGCUUAAUACAUUACCUUAAUAGCUGGAUAGGAAUUUUCUUCUUGUUACAGUUUUGUUGGAUGAUUUUUAUGAUUAGUGUUCCGUGAUCUUCUUCUUUAAACGUUGGACAAUAUAGGCGUGCUAUUUUCGGGCUACCCGUCUUUACUUGCUAAUUGCUAUAAUAACUCCUUGCCUACUGCUU